UCAAUGUCAAGCUAUCAAAAUUAUCAUCUUAGAACAAUUUAUUUAAACAAAUUAAUUAUAAUUUAUAUAAAUAAUUAAAAAGUGGUAUUUAAAAGUUAAAUAGACGAUUCAGUUUCUCGAUUUCAGUACACACGUGAUGUCUACAUCCAGUAACAUUUCUCAGUCUGCGUAUUCUGCUUCAGAACCUGAAACUCCACAAGGUACACCUCAAAAUAGAAAACUAAAAUUUGAUGAAACUUUAGAACAUGGGGACUUAGGGCAAAGCAUUGAACAGUCUUUAAAAUGUGCACAAAACGAAAUGCACCAAAAGAGAAUUCAAACUAUUAGAAAAGAACUUGACUAUUUAAAAUCUACAGAGUGGAAAUUUGAGUAUGACAAAGGUUUUGCUCAGUAAUUGUAAUAAAUAAUAAUUUCACUAUGACAUCAUAUUUAGCUUCUUGGUAUAAUUACCUUUUCAAAAAAGAUUGUGAGGAAGACAAUGAUGAAUACAAAGAGAACUAUCUGGCAGAACAGCUAGUUGAUUUAGAAUAUGUAAGCGAACAGGAAGCAAAACAAAAUGAUAAAGUUGAUAAUGUUGAUAUACCCAAUGAUACAAUUUGUUUCCAAAGAACAGGUGUGAUAACUUUCAAGAAGGAAAAUUAUGUUUUGAUAGAUGGGAUGUUGUAUUUUGAUACAUCAAACUCCAGCUGCUACUGUGAUGUCAAUGACCAAGUUUUGUACUUGGCUCACAAAGAUGGAAAUGAUUCAAUAGUAGUUGUACGAAUAUUAGAAAAUAGAGGUUCAUUUUGGGGUGAAGAAGGUGACCUGGAGGAGAUUAGUUUUAAAGUGACCGAACAUAUUUUGGUUGCGGAAGUUGCUAGGAGAGAGAAUCGGAAUGUUUAUCUUAAAGAGAGUGAUGUUAAAUUUAAUCUGGAUGAUGUUAAAGGCACUUUUGUACCAAUUAAUGGAGAUUGGUUGGAACUAACAUGUAGUAUCCAAAUGGAUGAAAGCAAGCCGUUUGAUAUAACUAUGAAACAGGUUCUAUCAGUGAUAUCCUUCAAACCUCUAAGGACUAAAUUAAUAAGUGCAUAUAUUACUGAAUGGAGUGGUACAUAUGGCACCUGUAAUAGAUUGAUAUGUUUUGACAAAAAUAGUUUGUUAAAUGGAUAUCAACCUGAAAUAAACUCGAAGGUAAUGGUGGAAGCCAUAGAGAGCAAUCAAAACCUCUGUACAUGGAGGGCCAUUAAAUUAAUAGUACUAGAAGAUGACUAUAAACAUGAUGCCAAAGGAUGUUCUGAUGAUAAUGUUGUAACUUUGCAGUUAGAAAAAGAGAAAAGACUUGAUGUUACAUAUCCUUUGGAAUUUCAGAAUUUAAAUUUUAAUAAUGUAUCCAAAAUACCAAUAAUUGUAGCUAAUAACAGUGAUGAAAUAUACACUUUGAAUAAAUGGAUUAUACUUAGUAAAAAAAGGGAUUCACAAAUUAAAGUGGAGCCAUUUUUAACUUCUCCGAUUAAAAUUUAUCCACAAAAAUCCAUACAAUUCACGAUAAUGUGCAAACCGAAAUUUCUUGGAAAAACGAAAGAAUGUUUAGUUAUGUUAUUCAGGGGUUUUCAAAUAAAACGAUUCAUUGAGAUUAAUGUUGUGGAGGAAAAAGAUUUUUUUAAUGCAAAUGGAAAUACAGUUAUGAAGAAAAAUAAAUAUGAAUAUAAUGAAAAAAUGAGAAAUCUAAGAAAGGAUACUAGAAGCAUACUGCCAGGCGAAAAAACAGUUAAACCACCUGCUUUUGUUUCAGUCAAACUUGGAUCAUUUGCUGUACCAGAAAAAAUAUGGGAUAUUGUGUUAGGUGAUUCGGAGCAAACAAUCCAAAGUGCUGAAUAUAGUAAAAUUCUAGAACGAUUAGAAUUACAUCUACCUUGCUUAUCAAAGCAGUUGGAUGGAGAGAAUUAUAUGGACAGAUGGCACACUUUGAUGUACAUGGAAGAAAUCCAGUUAAAUAUAAACAUGAGAUCCUAUGAUAUACCAAAAGUGUUCCUAAUAAGGUGUCAAGAAUAUCUUUGUGUGGAAAUAAAUGGACUUGCAGAGAAAAGACCAUCUUUGAUUAUUGGUGAUAGAGUUGUAGUAAAAGAUAUGUGGCAAAAUAAUAGUCCUUCAUAUGAAGGUUUUAUUCAUGCAAUUAAAGGUGACUUAGUUCUAAUGAAGUUUCAUCUGCAAUUCCAUGAGAAUUAUAACGGCAGUGAUGUGUCGAUUGAGUUUUACUUCUCUAGAACAAUAUUUAGGCGUGCGCAUCAAUGUAUCAACUACGCUAUCUCGAACUUAGGUCUCGAUGUUUUAUUUCCAUCACAGAUUAAAACAAAGAAACCUCAAGUAUCUAAUGAAACAGUUAAUACAAUAAAGUGGUUUAAUAAAGAUUUAAAUGAAUGUCAGAAACAUGCAGUGACAAAUAUUUUAUUAGGAGAAUGUCGGCCAAUGCCAUAUUGUAUUUUUGGACCACCAGGAACAGGAAAAACAAUAACAGUUGUUGAAACAAUUUUACAAAUACUAAGUAACAUCCCGGAAAGUCGAAUUCUUGUGGCAGCACCAUCCAACAGUGCGGCAAAUUUAAUAGCACAGCGGUUUAUUCAAUAUAGGGACAGUUUUAAAGGCUCUGUUAUAAGAUUGAUUGCCCACAGUUUGUUGGAUUCUGACAACAUACCAGAUGAACUUAAGCCAUUUUGUGCCACACUGGACAUUUCUAGAGAAGAAACAAUCAAAUCGAAACAUUUAGUAAAGAAUGGGAUGAACUUAAAUUGCCAGAAAGGGUUCAUUGGCCGACACCGUAUUACGAUUGGAACAUGCUAUUGUUUAGGUUCCUUAGCACAAUUAGGAUUGCCUAAAGGUCAUUUCACACAUAUUAUUGUGGAUGAGGCCGCACAAGCUACUGAACCAGAAGUAUUGCUUCCAUUGACUUUCAUUGACAAAGAAAGUGGUCAAAUAAUUCUUGCAGGAGAUCCAAUGCAGUUAGGACCUGUAGUAUUAUCAAAAUAUUGUCAAGAAUAUGGAUUGGAUGAAUCAUUCAUGUCUAGAAUAUUGGAGUGUUAUCCAUAUCAAAAGGAUUAUAUUUCAUUUAAACAUGGAUAUGAUAAUCGUCUUGUCACAAAGUUGAUUGAUAAUUAUCGUUCUUUAGAGGAGGUUAUAUCUUUGCCAAGUGAAAUGUUUUAUGAUUCAUCUUUAGUAGCUAAAAUUGACAGAACUCAACAAUGGGUAUUGCAAGCUAUUGAUGCCACCUGUUCAAUAUUUGGUGGAGAUGCUGUCAAAGCCGGUGGUAUAUAUGUACAUGGAGUUAGGGGUCAAAAUCAGAGAGCAGAGGACAGCCCUUCAUGGUACAAUCCUCAAGAGGCUUCUAUGGUAGCAUUAACUACUUGCAAAUUGUUAAAGAAAGGUGUGUCAACUGACGACAUUGGCAUUAUAACGCCAUAUAUAGCACAGAUUAAAUAUUUAAGGCUGUUGUUUGAUUCAAUGGGCAUGGUCAAACCUAAAAUAGGAACUGUUGAGGAGUUCCAGGGCCAAGAGCGCCCUAUUAUACUCAUAUCAACAGUCAGAUCUUCAGACACGUUGGUAGAAACAGAUCAGAAACAUACCUUGGGAUUCGUGAAAAAUCCAAAAAGACUGAAUGUUGCUUUAACCAGAGCUCAAGUGUCCGUUAUUUUGUUUUGUAAUCCUCACCUACUCUGCUUGGACUCAUUGUGGAAGAGAGUAAUCGUGACAGCAAUUAAUGAAGAUAAAUACAUGGGAUGUAAUGUUCCUGAUAGUGUUAUGAAUAAGACAUAAAAGAAAAUAUAGUUAAGUGUAGUAAAU
Papilio polytes (common Mormon) is the source of this 3813-nucleotide messenger RNA. RefSeq names its product probable RNA helicase armi. Gene Ontology annotation, molecular function: helicase activity. NCBI's taxonomy places the organism in Eukaryota, Metazoa, Arthropoda, Insecta, Lepidoptera, Papilionidae. The record is from RefSeq and is a predicted model, not a curated record. Bases 418 to 3786 code for a protein of 1122 amino acids. The transcript has 6 exons.